Molecule: messenger RNA, 1798 nt
Organism: Lipotes vexillifer (Yangtze River dolphin)
Lineage: Eukaryota; Metazoa; Chordata; Mammalia; Artiodactyla; Lipotidae
Gene: OTOP3
Product: otopetrin 3
Exons: 9
Coding region: 332-1798 (488 amino acids)
Biological process (GO): proton transmembrane transport
Cellular component (GO): membrane
Molecular function (GO): proton channel activity
Source: RefSeq, a predicted model, not a curated record
CGCGGAGUCCGAGAGGCGGCUGCGCAGUCCCGCGGAGGGAGGGCGUCGGAGGCAUCGGUCCGGCGCAGGGGCCUCAACCGGACAGACGAUCCGCGCUGCGCCGGCAGGGGGUGAAGCACAGGAGACUGGAGAGACCCCGGCCAAGGAGAACCAAGUGGCCACGGGGGCCGAGCAGACAAGGGCCCCCGCCUCGCCCCUCAAGAGGUCCUGGCUGGUGCGGCACUUCUCACUGCUGCUGCGCCGGGACCAGCAGACCCAGAAGGCCGGGCAGCUCUUCUCGGGGCUCCUGGCCCUCAACGUGGUGUUCCUGGGUGGAGCCUUCAUCUGCAGCAUGAUCUUCAACAACGUGGCCAUCACGCUGGGGGAUGUGUGGAUCCUACUGGCGGCGCUGAAGGCCCUGGCCCUCCUUUGGCUUCUCUACUACACCGCCAGGACCACCCGCCGGCCGCAAGCCGUGCUCCACCAGGACCCGCACGCAGGACCAGCUUGGGUGCGCGGCUCCCUGGUGCUCUUUGGCAGCUGCACCAUCUGCCUCAACGUCUUCCACAUGGGCUACAGCAUGAGCCACAUCCACUGUAAGUCACAGCUGGAGCUCAUCUUCCCGGCCAUCGAGAUCAUCUUCAUCGGCAUCCAGACCUGGGUGCUCUGGAAACACUCUAAGGACUGCGUUCAGAUCCAGACCAACUUCACUAGGUGUGGCCUGAUGCUGACGCUGGCCACGAAUCUGCUGCUGUGGCUUCUGGCCGUCACCAACGACUCCAUGCACCAUGAGAUCGAGACUGAGCUCAGCGCCCUCAUGGAAAAGUUCUCAGGCAACAACACCAACACCUGUCUGUGCCUCAACGUCACCACGUGUGAGGUCUUCCAGAAGGGCUACCUGAUGCUCUACCCCUUCAGCACCGAGUACUCCCUCAUCUGCUGUGGCAUGCUCUUCGUCAUGUGGAAGAACGUGGGCCGCCGCCUGGCACCCCACACAGGCUCCCACCCCAGCACCCCGCCCUUCCACCUGCACGGGGCCAUCUUAGGGCCGGUGCUGGGCCUGCUGGUCCUGGUGGCAGGCACGUGUGUCUUCGUGCUCUUUCAGAUCCAAGCAAGUGGCCCUGCCAUCGCGCGCCAGUACUUUACCACCUACUAUGCCUUCUAUGCAGCCACACUGCCCACUAUGAGCCUGGCGUGCCUGGCGGGCAUGGCCAUCCAUGGGCUGGAGGAGCGAGAGCUAGACACGCUCAAGAACCCCACCCGCAGCCUGGACGUGUUGCUGUUGAUGGGCGCAGCACUGGGCCAGAUGGGCAUCUCUUACUUCUCCAUCGUGGCCAUCGUGGCCACUCGCCCCCACGAGCUACUCAACCACCUCAUCCUGGCCUAUUCGCUGCUUCUCAUCCUGCAGCACAUAGCCCAGAACCUCUUCAUCAUCGAGGGCCUGCACCGGCGCCCACUCUGGGAGGCAGCUCGCGAGAGCCUGGCAGGGAAGUGGGAGGCUGAGCCUCCCCGCAGGGGCUCCCUGCUGGAGCUGGGCCAGGACCUACGGCAGGCCUCGCUGGCCUACAUCCACUCCUACAGCCACCUCAACUGGAAGCGGCGGGCCCUCAAGGAGAUCUCACUCUUCCUCAUCCUCUGCAAUAUCACACUGUGGAUGAUGCCUGCUUUCGGCACACACCCGGAGUUUGAGAACGGGCUGGAAAAGGAUUUCUAUGGCUACCGGACGUGGUUCACCAUCGUCAACUUCGGCCUGCCGCUUGGGGUCUUCUACCGCAUGCACUCUGUCGGGGUGCUGGUGGAGGUCUACUUGGGGGCCUGA